CCUACCCCCUCCCUCCGCUCUCCUCCUCCUCCUCGCCUCUCCUCUCCUUCUCCUCCUUCUCCUUCUCCACCUCCUCUCUCCGCCUUUCCAGCCGCACACGGAGCGGGCUGCGCGGACCUGGCCGGAGCGCGGAGCCACCCGCGCAGUCUCCGCAGCCGAAGCGGGGGAGCCCGGCGUCCUCCGGCCCGUUCGCUGCCCCGCGGGGAGAGGAAGCCCGGCUGGACCCGCGGAGAUGGGUCCCGCUGCGCCCCGCGGCCGGCGGCGGCACUGAGGAAGGUGCGGACCCUGCCCCCAGCCACUGCAUUUUAUGGAGCUGCAGGUCGGGGCCAGCCCAGCUCCCCUGCUUCUUCCCAGUGAUGCUGCUGGUCCCAGUGUGGAGAGACCCUGUGCAGCCCCACGGAGCCUGAGCGCCGAGGAGGCAGCGGCAGCGGCCCCCCUGUGCGCCCCGGCUGACUACUAUGGCCGUGUACUGCUAUGCACUCAAUAGCUUGGUGAUGAUGAAUAGCAACAGCGAGGUGACAAGCAGCAGGAGCAAGACGCCGCCUCCUGCAGGACAAGUGCUGCCCAGGGGCCUGGAGACACCCGGCAGCUGCCGCCCGCUCCCUGUAUUCAGCCCGGCCCCUGUGCCACCCCGCUCUCCACGCCGUGGCCCUGCUUUCCUCUUCCCCCCUCUUGAAGAGCCUGUGCGGCAGCCGGGCAGCCCCAGAGGACGGCGUGGCAGCCGGGGCGAGGAGGGGCAGCCAGGACCCCCCAUGGCACGGCAACUUCAGCGGGAGCUGCACAAUGUCCAAGUGAACCAGAAAGUGGGGCUCUUCGAGGCACAAAUCCAAGCGCACAGCUCUGCUGCCCAGCCGCCACGAAGCCCACGGCCAUCCCGAUCCCGACCUGCCAGCCCCACGGUGCCAAUGGUGGGACUUGGAAGUGGAUCCCAGCCACAAGCUUAUGACAAAAGUGAGGCCCCUGAUGUUGCUGGAGUGCAAGUCUGGCCAAGCGCUGCAGAGCCCUCGGGGAGUUCAGUGGCGAUGGGGGUCCCGACUGUAGGGCUGGCGGUGGGCAGCAGCCCCCUGGGGCCAUCAGGGCCUGCACCACGGCAAGAUGAGGUGGUGGUGGCCCCUACAGGACAUGAGGGCCAGUGCCCGGCCAUCAGCGGGAGCAUCCCUGCUGUCAUUGUCACGGACGUGGGGGGCCCGGAGGAGGAGGCGGGCGCCGUGCCCCCCAGCAGCCUGCCCGUCCGGAAGCUGUCGUCGUCCUCAGCCUCUUCCACGGGCUUCUCCUCAUCCUGGGAGGAAUCCGAGGAGGACAUCUCCAGCGACCCUGAGCGCACCCUGGACCAGACACCGGCCUUCCUGCAGACCCUGGACCAGCAGAAGCCCCGAGUGAGCAAGUCAUGGAGGAAGAUCAAGAAUAUGGUGCACUGGUCCCCAUUUGUGAUGUCUUUCAAGAAGAAGUAUCCUUGGAUCCAGCUAGCGGGACACGCAGGUAGUUUCAAGGCAGCAGCUAACGGCAGGAUACUGAAGAAGCACUGUGAAUCUGAGCAGCGCUGCCUCGACCGCCUGAUGAAUGAUGUCCUGAAGCCCUAUGUUCCUGCCUACCAUGGUGAUGUGGUGAAAGAUGGGGAGCGAUACAACCAGAUGGAAGAUCUGCUGGCUGAAUUCGACUCACCCUGCGUCAUGGACUGCAAAAUGGGGGUCAGGACAUAUUUGGAGGAGGAGCUGAUAAAGGCCCGGAAGAAGCCAAGCCUGAGGAAGGACAUGUACCAGAAGAUGAUUGAGGUGGACCCUGAUGCCCCCACUGAGGAGGAGAAUGUGCUGCGGGCAGUAACCAAGCCCCGCUACAUGCAAUGGAGGGAGACCAUCAGCUCGACUGCCACGCUGGGCUUCAGGAUUGAGGGGAUAAAGAAAGAGGACGGCACUGUGAACCGGGACUUCAAGAAGACACGGACAAAGGAACAAGUCACAGAGGCCUUCAGGGAGUUCACCAGAGGAAACCGCAAUGUUUUGAACAGUUACCUUAACCGGUUGAAGGGCAUCCGGGCUACGCUGGAGACAUCCCCGUUCUUCAAGUGCCAUGAGGUAAUCGGGAGCUCCCUCCUCUUCAUUCAUGACAAGAAGGAGCAGGCCAAAGUCUGGAUGAUUGACUUUGGGAAAACCACCCCGCUGCCGGAGGGACAAGUUCUGCAGCACAACGUGCCCUGGGUAGAAGGGAACAGAGAGGAUGGCUACCUCUGGGGGCUGGACAACCUCAUUCAGAUCCUGACAGAGUUGUCCCAGAGCGAAGACUUGCAUUAAAGCCAUGCGUCCGACUCUGCCACUACCCCCAACCUGCCCCCGACUGACUCUUCUGAACUGCACUACAAGACACUUUCCAGCCCUGGCCCUUCCCAUUUGAAAGCUAUACUCUCCCUAUUUAAUGUGUUUUCGUUGUGGUUUUUUAGGUUGUCUUGAUUCCUUUUUUCCCCUCCUCUCCAUGUAAAUAGAGAGCUAACCUGCCAGAACAAAAGUGAACUUGAAACCUUGGCCUUGCAGAGCCAGUGGGAGCACGAGCCAUGCCAGCCGGGACGGGGAUGCUUAGGCGAGCGCAUGCUUUGCCUAUCACACUUAUGUCUCUUGCACAGCCUGAUUUUAAGACCUUUUAAGAGAGCUGGUGGAGGAAGGAACCUCUCCCUGUGCUGGGAUUGGUAGUUUCAUCCUGAAAAUCUCUAUGUCCAUGCCCAGGACCCUCUGGCAGCCAGUGUGUGUGAGCAAGGCCUGAGAUGUCGAAGGAUACUGGGGUGGGAGCUCUUUAGUCAUCUUUGCCAGCACCUUUCAGCUUCGAGAACUAGCUGUGCUGAGUCAUUAUAUGAUGCUAGAAGGGCAGAAUGGGGGUUUUCUUUGUAUUCAAGACAUCCCGUAGCAGUUGCUCAGUUAUCAUCUGGUGGCACUGGAGGGCAAGGGUUUCCCUCCUGCUGCAGAGCCAUGUGGUCAGACACAGGUAUUUACCAUGGCUAGAUGCUUCCCACCCAUUCCCCCAUGCUGGCUGCACUGGAACAGUGGCUAACUCUUCAACCUCCUCUCUAGAGACCGAUCUUCCCUGCUUGGAGCUGCUUCCAGCCCUCCUUAGCUGUGAUCUCCAGCCUUCCACAGUGAAUAAAGACUUUGGGCAAGGCUGGGGGAGACAAAAAUAGCUUGUAAGGGACUACUAUGAGACCUAAAGUAGCCAUCCAGGUUGAUCAGUCUUCUUUGGCUCUUCAGUGCUGUGUGGACAGCCCCAGCGCUCCUGCUCCUUCAGAAACACCCAGUUCCCUAUUUAGGGUGGAGGCUAUUCUUUAACUUCCUGGAACAUUUGAACUCAGCUGCCUGCAGCAGGGCUGGCUCCAAAGGUCAGCCAUGGAGAGGAUGGCCUGGAGGGGUGAGGACAUAAAGAGCAUGCAGGAGCUUGGCAGCCACAAACCCAUCCCCUGCUCCAUCCCCAAAGCCACCGUCUCAUCCUGCUCCCUGCUCCAGAGCCCCUCUGCCAUCCUUCAGUGGUCCAGCACCCUCAGUGGGAGCAAUGAGACAGAGCUGCCAUUGCACUGCCUGCAGCCAUGCCCUGGCCUCUUUCCCCAGGACUGAUGUCUCCCAAGGUUUUUCCCAGUUCAUCUCUCCCCAGACACGUCUUCAGCUCCUCUGAUGCCAUUGUAAAUGGUUGCACUGUUUUAGCUCCUUGCCAGGCUUUCUAGAAUAGCCCAUGUGGAAGUGCCUUAUAGACUUGCCUCUGUUCCAUUAGUGUCAUGGAAAAGGUUGGGGUUUUUUUUUAAGUUAUAUUUAUUUUCAUCCCAUUUUAAUUGCACAAAACACUAAAACUUAAUGCAUGGAAUCCCUCUUUUGUUGUUUUGGGUUUUUUUAACUGUGUUUUUAGUUUUCAAACCAUCCCUUUUCCAGCUCUGGAGAAGGGGUAUGGACAGAUGCGCAUAGAUACGUACCACUUACUGCUGUACUUUAGCUUUGAGCUGCUCUUAUAUAUGUAUAUUAUUUUGUAAGCCUGUUUAUAAACCAGAUUCCCUGCUUCGUGGCUUCGGAAGAAGCAGAUUGUUCCUCUCAGAUGUCUUAUGCCUUUCUGGAGGCUGGAAGGGUUGCUGGAGGGGUUUCCCCUGCUCCCACCAUCCCUCUCAGUCAUUGGAUAACACAGAAAACAAUCCGAACCGGCUGCAACACCAACGCACAGUGCCUGUAAAGAAGUCCUGUAACCUGCAAAUAAAGGCAUAUGGGAAGCAUU
This is a messenger RNA of Melopsittacus undulatus (budgerigar), 4233 nucleotides long. RefSeq names its product inositol-trisphosphate 3-kinase B (gene ITPKB). The transcript is spliced from 8 exons. The record is from RefSeq and is a predicted model, not a curated record. Gene Ontology annotation, molecular function: inositol-1,4,5-trisphosphate 3-kinase activity; inositol tetrakisphosphate kinase activity. Gene Ontology annotation, cellular component: nucleus; cytoplasm. Bases 459 to 2288 code for a protein of 609 amino acids. NCBI's taxonomy places the organism in Eukaryota, Metazoa, Chordata, Aves, Psittaciformes, Psittaculidae. Gene Ontology annotation, biological process: inositol phosphate biosynthetic process.